UCAAUGUCCAGGGGACUUUUCCACCCAGCAGGGUAAUUUCUUAGUCAUCCUCAUUAGACUCCCUCCCCCUUCCCCCCAUGACAUUUCACCAUAGGCUAGGACUCAUCAAGUGGCUGAAUAAAGACAUCAGCAUCUCACCUCACAAGAGAGGAGGUGACAGGAAUCACCUCUCCUCUAAGCACCUGCUUGCCUGCUCCCUGGGAUCGGUGGGUAUCAGAGGACCUGUCUCCACUUGCCAAGAGCUCCCCAGAUGGCAGAGAACCCUACUGAUAGUGCCCCUGUGGGCCCCUGUCUCACUCCUGAUGAAAACGAAUUCCCCUUUGGAUACCCUACCAGUAUCUGCCAGAAGACCCCUGAGCCCAAAUACUUGUGCUGUGGUUGUCACAAUGUUCUGAAGAAGGCCCAGCAGACCCUAUGUGGCCACCGCUACUGUGCUGCCUGUCUCUCCUGGAUAGUGAGGAUCAGCAAAAGCCCUAUAUGUUCAAGAUGCAAGGAAGAGAAUCUGCAGGCUGUGGGAAAUGAAAGUUUCUUAUCGGAAGAGAAGGCUUUCAUUGACGCUGCCAUUAAUAAGGAGAUCUCUGAGCUGAGCGUGCAUUGCGUGAUUUCUGGGUGCGGCUGGACUGGCCUCAUGAAGAAUUUUGAGACACAUGUAUGUGGAGGAAUCUUCUUGAAGGAACACAAGCAGACCAUGACCGAGAUCAGUACAGAAGAGAAGGAUGAUUUGGUGCCAACUGAGGUCCAGGGUAGGUGCUCCUUUGCAGACAUUGGCUGUUCGUUCAAGCAGGGUAGCCAGGAAACGGUGAAGGAGCAUGAGGCUUCCUCACUGAGGGACCAUCUAAGGCUGCUGUUACAGCUUGUGAGCCAAGUGAAGGCCCAGUCAGAUCCCAACAGAGAGAAAAGGAUAUCAGGCCUCAGUUGCACCAAGCCAAGUAUGAAUCCCCUGGAGGGGAACCUGUCUGACCUACAAUUACAAGGAGCUGUGGAGGUCAAUGGCGACUUGGAGGCUGACUGCUUCCAUGCUGCGUCCUCUGACUCUGAGGAGGAGCUGGCCCUUCAGAGGUUCAUGAAGGAGAAGCUGCUUGCUGAGCUGGAAGAGAAGCUGCAUGUGUUUGAGAAUAUUGUGACUGUCCUGAACAAGGAGGUGGAGGCCUCCCACCUGGCCAUUGCUGCCUCUGUACACCAGAGUGGACUGACCCAGGACCUCAUCCUGGGCUUAGAGCAGAGGGUCAUGGAUUUGCAACAGACCUUGGCCCAGAAAGACCUUGCCCUGACCAAGUUGGAGCAGAGCCUCCAUCUCCUGGAGGAGGCUUCCUAUGAUGGUGUCUACCUAUGGAAAAUCACCAACUUCACCAGGAGAUGUCAUGAGUCUGCAUGUGGAAGGAUGGUCAGUCUGUUCUCACCAGGUAACUGCUUCACUAUUUUUAGUAUGAAGCACAGACAUAAGCAUCUAUCUAUUACUGCUUGUAAAAGAAUAAGGGCUCACAUUCCCACAGUGCUUUAGAGUUUACAAAGUGCUUUCCCCACAACAGCCCUAUGAAGUAUGUGAUACAAAUAUUAUUAUACAGAUGAGAAGACUGAGGCCCAGAGGUAAUAAAUGAUUUACUCAAAAGUGAUGGAACUUCAACCCAAGCCUAAGUCUUCUGAUUCCAAGACACCACAUUGCUUUACCAAUAAUAAU
This is a messenger RNA of Vombatus ursinus (common wombat), 1678 nucleotides long. Its product is annotated as TNF receptor-associated factor 1-like. The coding region runs from base 251 to 1501 and encodes 416 amino acids. Gene Ontology annotation, cellular component: cytoplasmic side of plasma membrane; plasma membrane signaling receptor complex. Lineage: Eukaryota; Metazoa; Chordata; Mammalia; Diprotodontia; Vombatidae. The record is from RefSeq and is a predicted model, not a curated record. Gene Ontology annotation, molecular function: ubiquitin protein ligase binding; tumor necrosis factor receptor binding. Gene Ontology annotation, biological process: positive regulation of JNK cascade; protein K63-linked ubiquitination; regulation of canonical NF-kappaB signal transduction. The transcript is spliced from 7 exons.